AUGGUCCAGAAGAGGCCGUCAGCAACGCCUGACAGCCGGCAGUUGUUUGAAAUUCCAUGGAUGUUAUGUCUUCCGACAGUGGCUUUGCUGUAUGCACUGGUGCAGUUGCACUAUUGGGGUGUGAACAACACAAAUGAUACGUUGUGCAAGAACAUGAAUGCAUUGGCGGUAUCCGCAUUUUCGUUUGCAGUCCGCCGAAAUCUGGAUGAAGUCAAGCCGCAGCUGGAAGGUUUCAGCAAGAAGAUUGCUGAGUGGUGGAGUGCAUGCAAGUCAUUCGUGCCUUCUUUCCUGGCACAGAUGGAGCUGUGUGUUCAGAUUGCAGACCCCACUACGAAAGCAUGCGGUCGCGUGCCGAUUAACUUGUCAGUGGUGCCCAGAGUUCUGUGCUUGCUUGGCGCAGGAAUUACUUUGUUCUUUUUUCUGAGGAAGACAACUACAUUGACAGAACGUCACAAAGUCGCAAGAACGAUGAUUGUGAUAUGUUGUGCUUUCUUCAACUUGACUUGGGCUGGGCUCGCCUUCGUUGACGACGUGGUGUGCAUGGACAUAUCUGACUCAAGAGAAGCCCUUUGCCAUUCAAUUGUUUUGCUGCUUGCCUUGAUGGGCUUUGCCUGUUUGCCGCAGCAUCUUUGCGCAUGGGAAGCAUCACUCCCACAUUGGGCGUGCUGGGUGAGUUUGUGGGCGCUUGGGAUGAUACUGUCGUUUUGGCAUGCAGCCAUCAUAGUGCGGCACAUGUCUUGGAUGCAUGUUAGGAUGUCGUUUCUCUGUUGGUUUGUAGUUAUUAUAGUUGUACCACUUGGGCUAUAUGCGCUUGACAAGAGGGAGGAUGAGGACUCGGCAAUGCAACCACUCAUUAAACCGGAGGCAUUUGCAGAGCCGUGA
Symbiodinium sp. CCMP2592 is the source of this 882-nucleotide messenger RNA. Lineage: Eukaryota; Dinophyceae; Suessiales; Symbiodiniaceae. The record is from the annotation of a GenBank genome assembly.